Messenger RNA from Cucurbita pepo subsp. pepo (vegetable marrow), 856 nucleotides. It is a transcript of the gene LOL2, whose product is annotated as lsd one like 2. Lineage: Eukaryota; Viridiplantae; Streptophyta; Magnoliopsida; Cucurbitales; Cucurbitaceae. The record is from RefSeq and is a predicted model, not a curated record.
CCCAAAAGUGGGCCGAGAAAGGAAUUGAGAAGUUGGUGCGCCAAUGGUUCGCAUCAGCGCGGGACGCCCAACGCCGAAGUGGUACACAAACAGUACUCCCAUGCCAUAGAAGAGCAUGAUCAGUUCAUAGCCGACUGAUCGAGAGAAUGGAAAUCCAUGAAAUCGAGAAAGAUGAAGAUGACGGACCUCCUCCUGGAUGGGAACCCAUCACCCCACCGUUGCCGCAACCGCCGCCGCAGCCACUUUCUUCUGAUAUGGCCCAAAUGGUUUGUGGUACCUGCCGUCGCCUGCUUAAGUAUUUAAAGGGAGCUAGAUAUGUUCAGUGUUCUUGCUGUUCAACAGUCAACUAUGUGCUAGAAGCGCACGAAGUUGGACAAGUGAAAUGUGGUUCUUGUGCAGUGUUGCUUAUGUACCCGUAUGGAGCAUCAUCAGUUAGGUGUUCCUCGUGUACUUGUGUGACAGAAAUUGGGGUGCAUAACAGACGUCCACCGUGGUCUGUUCAGCAGGGACAAGCAGCCCCUCCUACAAACUCUGUGCAGUAGAAUCUGUUCAUGUAUGAUAUACUUCUGCGUAGGAAAAGAUGUGACAUUUUGUGAAGUUUUCUUUUCCGUUGCAGCCUUAAUCAGCACACAGGGAAGGAGAUCAACAUUAUUAUCACAGGCACUUUUAUUUCUUUAUUGAAAGAAACCUAGGAACUGACCUUCCCAACUUCUAACGUGUUUUUAUCUCAAGUUUGCCUUGUGACUUGACUUCCUGCUUAUAUUCAUUUUCUAUGCCGCAACCUUUGAGAUGUUCUUCAUUGUAAAUGAUUAUCUUACUAAGUUGAAGCAGCAUUGAGGACUAAAUUUUUUCUAAA